Xiphias gladius (swordfish) is the source of this 1938-nucleotide messenger RNA. It is a transcript of the gene syngr2a, whose product is annotated as synaptogyrin 2a. Gene Ontology annotation, cellular component: neuromuscular junction; synaptic vesicle membrane. The transcript is spliced from 4 exons. Bases 121 to 795 code for a protein of 224 amino acids. NCBI's taxonomy places the organism in Eukaryota, Metazoa, Chordata, Actinopteri, Istiophoriformes, Xiphiidae. The record is from RefSeq and is a predicted model, not a curated record.
AGGAAGCUGUUUGACAAAACGAAACUGUCACAGCCUUUUGACAGGAAUAGAUUUCAGCUCCUCUUCGGAUCGGCAGGGAUUGCGCUGCCAAAAAAAAAAAAAAAAAAAAGGAAAAAAAAAAUGCAGAGCAGUGCUUACGGGGCCUCUCUGGCCGGCGGUGCGUUUGACUUAGUGAGCUUUGUCAGACAGCCUCAGACCAUUCUGCGCUGCCUGAGCUGGUUGUUUUCCAUUGUGGUCUUUGCAACCAUCACAGCCGAAGGCUACGUUAACCCGUUAAACAAGGGGGAUGCCAAGUGCAUGUUCAACAACAGCGACAGCGCCUGCAGCUACGGGGUGGGAAUUGGAGUCCUGGCCUUCUUGGCUUGUGUUGUCUUCCUAAUACUGGAUGCCUAUUUCCCACAGAUCAGCAAUGCCAAAGAGAGAAAAUACAUUGUUAUAGGAGAUUUAGGCUUCUCAGCGGCUUGGACAUUCCUGUGGUUCAUCUGCUUCUGUGUCCUGGCCAACCAGUGGUCCAAAACCAGUGCUGAUCUCACUGCUCUCCCAGGUGAUGCCGCCCGGGCUGUCGUGGCCUUCUCCUUCUUCUCAGUCAUCACCUGGGCUCUCUUGUCCUACUUUGCAUAUGCAAGGUAUCGUCAGGGUGUGAGUGAAUUUGACCAGGAUUACAGAGACCCAGCCAACGACCACACUACUGCAUACCCGCCCACCCCGUACGCCAGCGGCCCCACGGGCUACCAGCAGUCGCCUUUCUCCCACAAUCAGGAGCACCCAGGGGAGUACCAACCUCCGUCUUAUUGAAGGACUGAGAUUCAAACACAUGAAUCCAACAGGGGAGUUUUUCUUUUUAAAUAAGGACGUGUGCCAAUAGUUUCACUUACAGCUUGGACUGUUCUCUGCACUCCGAUUUCUUUCCUGCAGAAAGUGUUUGCAUAUUUUUGGGUACACUGAUGUGUUUUAGUUUGUUUCAUUGUUGUAAGUUUGGUGGAUGUUUGAUGCUUGAUGCGUUUUUCACAGUGCCACACACAGCAGGUAUUAUUUUGUUAAAAGGAGAUUGUCUUGGGAAUAGAGAGGAUGAACUUUUGUACCAAGACACCUGUAGUUAUUCCAGUGCCCGUUUGUUUAAUUUUGUUGGGUUGGUUAUAGAGCUCUUAAUAUCAAAGCAGGUUAGGAUUUACCUUGUUGUCUGGAAAUCUGCUUUGCAUUGUUAAGAUGGAAAAAUUAAUUUAAAAAAAAGUUGUUUAGUGCCUUCUUUUAAUUAUUGUCCAAUUCAUAAACAGUAGUUUAAGCAAAACAGUUCCUCUGCAAUGAUUCGUGUUCUUUUUUUUUUCAAACAAACCCAUAUUAUUUAAUCAAUGGGUGCAUUGAAAAUGUUCCAUCUGUAUCUACUGUAAUGCCAUGUUUUUGUUUCUUUUUUAAUCAUCAACCACUGAAAAAUGGCUCUUAUGCACUGAAAAACACGGUUAAUUUCUUUGGGCGCAGUUAAUUGCCAAUAUCUGAUCUAAGAUUGUUAAUUGUAAUGUUUGUUAAUCCAAAUCUGCUACAAUUUAGUUUAGUAUUUAAGGGUGUUUUGUUUUGAGGUAGCCAAACCAUUCUUUUGUAUCCGCUACCUCUGUAGAAGUUCAGUGUGCCUUAUUGAGUUAAGUCACAGUUUAUAAACAUCUUAUCCAGCAAAUGUUGAUUUCAGGAAUUCAGUGAUUUUAUAAUGGAUAUAUUUAUUAUCCUACAUAAAUCUUUCAGUCCAGGUGCAUGACAAUCAAACCAUAAAUUUUUCUACAUUUUUUUCUUCCUGUUGAUUUCCUUGUUUCUCACACUGUACCUUUUACAUGCGUUGCGGUUUUACUGUCAUGCUCAAAGGCUUUGCAAUAUUUCUCCAUUGAAGUGCCUUAUACAGUAUUCUGUAUAACACAGAGUUUGCCAAAUAAAAACUGAUCUCCUUUUGAA